AUGGUCAAGGAGCUAGGUCACAUGGUCAAGGAGCUAGGUCACAUGGUCAAGGAGCUAGGUCACAUGGUCAAGGAGCUAGGUCACAUGGUCAAGGAGCUAGGUCACAUGGUCAAGGAGCUAGGUCACAUGGUCAAGGAGCUAGGUCACAUGGUCAAGGAGCUAGGGCUCCCCCUAUUUGUGUCUGCGGGGAGGGACAGAGACUGUCUACAGGCUGGGGACACCUGCUCCAGUGAUGAUGGGUGCAGCCCUCGUCUGCGGACGCUGAGACAGUGUGUGGCGGGGGACGGCAGUGUGAAGCUGGGCCCUGGGGCCAGGAACCAGUGUGAGAACGCAGUCACGGCCCUGCUGUCCUCCCCGCUGCACGGCUGCCAGUGUAAACGAGGCAUGAAGAGAGAGAAGAACUGCCUCAGUAUCUAUUGGAGCCUGCACCAGUCUGUCCUGCAUGGACUGAGUCUGGUGGAGAGUUACCCGUACGAACCAGAGGAGAGGGGCUUCGACUACGUACGCCUGGCCUACAUGGCUGCAGUAGAUGAGGUGGGCAUAACGACGUUGAACCGUUGUCUGGACGCGGCGAAGGCGUGUAACGUGGACGAGACGUGUCAGAAACUCCGUACGGAAUACGUCUCGGCCUGCAUCCAGCCGUCGGCCCGCUCAGGCCCUUGUAACAGAGCCAGGUGUAACAAGGCUCUCAGGAAGUUCUUCGACCGGGUCCCUCCUGACUACACCCACCAGCUGCUGUUCUGCCCCUGCACAGACAUGGCGUGCGCUGAGAGACGGAGACAGACCAUCAUACCAGCCUGCUCCUACGAGGACCAAGACAAACCCAACUGUCUGGCUGCACUGCGCAUCUGUAGGAACGACUACGUAUGCAGGUCCCGCUGGGCCCAGUUCCAGUAUGACUGCCAGCCCUCAGAGCACGUUGCCAGCGGUUGCAAGCAGGACAACUACGCAGUCUGUCUCCUUGCCUACACCGGCCUCAUAGGAAGUACGAUAACGCCUAACUACCUGGAUAACUCGACGUCUAAUGUGGGUCCGUGGUGUUCGUGCUCUGCCUCCGGGAACCACCGGGAGCAGUGCGAUGACUUCCUGGAAUAUUUCCAUGACAACAUCUGCCUGAGGAAAGCCAUGCUAGCGUUUGGGAAUGGGACAGACACGCAGUUCUCCGCAGGAGCAGCAAGCCAACCAGACAUGCCCGGCCCGGCUCACACUACCCUCAACAACCACAUCCAGCGCCUGGCAACCACCGUCUCUGGCAUCACCAUGGAAACUGAACUUAACGUCUUGGGAGCACAGAUGCCCACUCAGGUGAAUGACAAGGAUAGACUUUGGGGUGAUGAUGGUGAAGACUCGACCCUGCUGGAGCUAUUAGACCAUGGAGCCCCUCCACUCCACCUGUCUGCCCUAGGCUGGACCAUUCCCCUGGGUCUCUCCCUGCUGCUGUGCUACCAGUAGUCUGGCCUGGCCCUGGGGCUCCAUAGACUACACUACACACUGAUCGAAACUGGGGGUGGAGAGAGAGAGAAACACAGAGAGAGAGAGAGAGAGAGAGAGAGAGAGAGAGAGAGAGAGAGAGAGAGAGAGAGAGGAUGUAUGUACAAUGCCUUCAGGAAGUAUGCAUAUCCUUUGACCACAUUUUGUGUUACAGCCUGAAUUAAAAAAUAAUUCUCACCCAUCUUGACACAAUACCCCAUAAUGACAAAGUGAACACAUCUGGAUUUGGUGAUUUUCUACCAUUCUUCCCUGCAGAUCUUUUCUAGCUCCAUUACGUUAGAUGGGGAGAGGCAGUGAACAGCAAGCUUGAUUUUUUCCAUAGAUUGUCAAUGGGAUUCAAGUCUGGGCUUUGGCCACUCAAGGACUUUCACAUUCUUGUUUGAAGCAAUUCCAGCAAUGCUUUGGCUGUUUGCUUGGGGUCAUUGUCCUGUUAGGAUGUAAAUCUUCACCCCAGUCUAAGGUCGUUUGCGCUCU
Oncorhynchus kisutch (coho salmon) is the source of this 1965-nucleotide messenger RNA. RefSeq names its product GDNF family receptor alpha-4-like. Gene Ontology annotation, cellular component: external side of plasma membrane; signaling receptor complex. The record is from RefSeq and is a predicted model, not a curated record. Gene Ontology annotation, biological process: nervous system development. Lineage: Eukaryota; Metazoa; Chordata; Actinopteri; Salmoniformes; Salmonidae. Bases 1 to 1452 code for a protein of 483 amino acids. Gene Ontology annotation, molecular function: signaling receptor activity. The transcript has 9 exons.